AUGCACCUCAUGUACUACCUUGGUGACGACGGCAAGCGCGUCUACACACUCAAAAAAGAAGGACCAAGUGGAGCUCCGACAUGCUCUGCACACCCGGCGCGCUUUUCUCCAGACGACAAGUUUUCAAAAGAGCGCAUCAUCACUAAAAAGCGUUUUGGUCUGCUGCCUACUCAAUCGCCAGAUCCGAUAUUUCAGUAG
Messenger RNA from Plasmopara halstedii, 198 nucleotides. RefSeq names its product h aca ribonucleoprotein complex subunit 3. Lineage: Eukaryota; Oomycota; Peronosporomycetes; Peronosporales; Peronosporaceae. Gene Ontology annotation, molecular function: box H/ACA snoRNA binding; telomerase RNA binding. Bases 1 to 198 code for a protein of 65 amino acids. Gene Ontology annotation, biological process: rRNA pseudouridine synthesis; positive regulation of telomerase RNA localization to Cajal body; snRNA pseudouridine synthesis. The record is from RefSeq and is a predicted model, not a curated record. The transcript has 2 exons. Gene Ontology annotation, cellular component: box H/ACA snoRNP complex; box H/ACA telomerase RNP complex.